Arvicola amphibius (Eurasian water vole) is the source of this 10424-nucleotide messenger RNA. RefSeq names its product golgin B1 (gene Golgb1). Gene Ontology annotation, cellular component: cis-Golgi network; membrane; Golgi apparatus. The record is from RefSeq and is a predicted model, not a curated record. The transcript has 22 exons. Lineage: Eukaryota; Metazoa; Chordata; Mammalia; Rodentia; Cricetidae. The coding region runs from base 128 to 9844 and encodes 3238 amino acids.
GUCCCACGGAGAGUGGUUGUGUCCCAGGGGCGCGGCGGCGGAGGCGCUGAGUUUGGGAUUCCCGAGCUGACGUGGCUUAGGUCGAGCGGGGGGCGGCCGGCGUUGCCGGUGGCGCCCACCUGCAGAGAUGCUGAACCGAUUAUCAGGAUUAGCAAAUGUUGUUUUACAUGAAUUAUCAGGAUAUAAUGCUGACCAGAACAUGACAGCUCCCUUAGAAGCUGAAUUACACCAGGAAUCUAGCAUGGCAUUGAGUAAUAGCAUGCAAGAUGAUGCUCUGGAACGCCUGGCUGAAGCAGAGAAGUUAGUGGUGGAGCUGAAAGACAUCAUUAGACAGAAGGACGUUCAGCUCCAGCAGAAGGAUGAAGCUCUGCAGGAGGAACGUAAAGCUGCUGAUAACAAAAUUAAAAAAAUAAAACUUCAUGCAAAAGCGAAACUGACUUCUUUGAACAAACACCUCGAAGAAAUGAAGGCACAAGGAGGGGCUGCUUCACCUACAUCUACGGAACCUCAGCCAGCGGAGCUGCUCUCCAAGCAUGAUAAGAAUUCUACAGAAGAAGAGAUGAAAGUAGAAAAGAUAAAACAUGAACUGCAGGAGAAGGAGAAAUUAAUUAGCCAUUUGCAAGCCCAGCUUCACCAGGCACAGUCAGAACAAGCCGUGAAGUUGGAUAAGAGUUCGGCAGAGAUGGAGGAGUUUGUCCUGAUGAAGCAGCAGCUUCAAGAAAAGGAAGAAGUCAUUAGCACUUUGCGGACUCAGCUCAGCCAGACACAGGCAGAGCAAGCUGCACAGUUGAGUUCCAUGCAGCAGGUGGUCCGAGAGAAAGACGCCCGCUUUGAAACCCAGGUCCGUCUCCAUGAAGAUGAGCUGCUUCAGUUAGUGACCCAGGCAGAUGUGGAGACAGAGAUGCAGCAGAAAUUGAGGGUGAUGCAAAGGAAACUUGAGGAACAUGAAGAAGCCUUGCUGGGCCGUGCUCAGGUUGUAGACUUGCUGCAGCAGGAGCUGACUUUGGCCGAACAGAGAAACCAGACUCUUUCACAACAGUUACAGCAGUUGGAAGCUGAAAAUGGUACUUUAAAGAGCACCAUGGAAACAGAGAGACAUGAGUCCAAGAUUCUGAUGGAGAAGGUAGAAUUUGAAGUGGCAGAGAGAAAACUAUCCUUCCAUAACCUGCAGGAAGAGAUGCAUCAGCUUCAGGGACAGCUGGAGCGAUCCGGCCAAGCCCAGGCUGAGCUAGAGACUCAGUACAGUGCUCUUGAGCAAAAAUACAGAGCAGACAUGGAGGAGAAGACUGCUUGCAUUUCGAGUCUUCAGAAGUCCCAGCAAGAGCUGCGCUCUGCCUGCGAUGCCCUGAAGGAGGAAAACUCGGAGCUGCUCCGAGAGAAGAGUGAACAGGCUGCCGGGUCAGCCCGGGCCAUUCAGCAGCUGGAAGAUCAACUCCAGCAAAAAUCUAAAGAAAUUAGACAAUUUAUAAAUAAGCAAAACUUGCAAAAACAUGAAACAGCAUCUCAGACUUCUUUACCAGAUGUCUGUAAUGAGGGCAUACAGGCAGCCACAGAGGAGACUAUCUCCUCUUUGCAGAAGAGAGUGAUGGAGCUAGAGAGUGAAAGGGGAGCCUUGCUCCUUAGUUCCGCAGAGCUGGAGGAGCUGAAAGCUGAGAAUGAAAAGCUGUCCUCUCAAAUUGCUCUUCUGGAGAAUCAGAAUAGAGCAGGGGAGGCCUACGGCGCAGUCGGCGAGGUCAGCACAGCUGAUGUUACUCAGUUCAGCAAGAGCAAUUACGCUGAAGAAAGUAGACAAGAUGUCCCAGAAAAUAUAUUUUCUCAGAAACAUAAAGAGCUAUCAGUUUUAUUAGUGGAAAUGAAAGAAGCUCAGGAGGAAAUUGCAUUUCUUAAGUCACAGCUUCAGGGCAAGAGGCCAGACGGGGACUCUGAGGUCCUGGACCAGAAAGAAGUGAAGCUGAUGGAGAGUGAAGGAGCCCUUUCGGUGACAGCAAGGGACAACCCGUUGGUGCUCAGUGAAGAGAGUGGCGUCCCAGGGCCUGAGCUAGAGGAGCAGGUGAGCACUGAAGAGCAGCCUCCAACACCUGAGGCAGGGUCUCCACGUGAUGCUGCAGUAGAAUUGAGCUCCACGAAAAUGGAUGGUGUGGACACGCCCCCCUCCGCACCAGGUCUUUGCCAGUGUCACCAGGAUGAACUGGAAAGUCUGAAAACUCAAAUUUUGGAGCUGGAGACAAGACUUCAUGAGGCAAAAGAGAUUUAUGAAAAAAAUUUAGAUGAGAAAGCUAAGGAAAUUAGUAGCCUAACCCAGCUAACUGAAGAAUUUAAGAAGGAUGCAGAGGAUGCCCACAGCUUGCUCACUACUUUGUCUGGGGAAAAAGACCAGCUUCUUUCUCGGGUGGCAGAGCUUGAUGUCUUACCUGAACUGAGGGCUCGGGUCCGAGAACUGGAAAGCAGCCUUGCAGAAACAGAAAAACAAAGAGGUCUGGACUACGAAAGCCAAAAGACUCAGCACAACCUGCUCACAGAACAGAUCCACAGCCUCAGCGUAGAAGGCAAGUCUAAGGAUGUGAAAAUUGAAGCUUUACAGAAAGAACUGGAUAACAUGCAACUACAGUCUUCUCAACAGGGCACACAGAUAAAAACCCUGCAAAGCCAGCUACAGAGGAAAGAAAGUGAGGUGUUAGAGGGGGCAGAGCACGCGAAGGACAUCGCAGAUAAGAUGGAAGGCCUUUCACAGGCUCUUUCACAGAAGGAACUAGAAAUAGCCAAAAUGGACCAACUCUUACAAGAGAAAAAGAAAGAUGUGGAGACACUCCAGAAAACCAUCCAGGAGAAGGAGCAACAAGUGACAGAACUCAGCUUCAGUAUGACAGAGAAAAUGGUUCAGCUUAAUGAAGAGAAAUUUUCUCUUGGUGUUGAAAUUAAAACUCUGAAGGAGCAGCUCAAUUUGUUGUCCAGAGCUGAAGAAGCACAAAAGGAGCAGGCAGGAGAAACUCAUGGAGCCGUUUCUAAUCACAGUCAGGAUGAGGCAAGCCCAGCGGGGCUGGUGAGUAAAGAGGGGCUUCAGCAGGAACUGGAGCUUCUGAGGAAAGAGAGCGAGCAGAGGAAGAGGAAGCUCCAGGCAGCACUUGUCCACCGGAAGGAGCUCCUACAAAAAGUCAAUACCCUGGAAGAGGAGUUAGCCAACAUGAGAGAGGAGUAUAGGAAAGAGAUGGCACUCAGAGAGAGCGAGAGGAGAAAGCUGGAGAAAGAGGGAGAGAACAAGGAUGACCCAGAAAAAUGUGGAACUUCUAAGUGUCGAGAACUAGAAGUUUCUUUGAAACAGACACUAUCCGCAAAAGAAGUGGAACUAGAACGUGUAAAGAAAGACUUGAAGGAAAAGACGGCAGCAGAAGAAGAACUGCAGGCUGUGGUCCAACGGAUGGAUCAGAACUUGCAAGAAAAGGCAAAGCAAAUAGAUUUGCUUCAAACAGAGAUCACUGAACACCAAGCAACUAUUCAAAAAUUAGCCGUAGGCUCCAAGGAUGCUGGGGAUGGAGACUCGGCAGCACCUGUAAAAGAAGCGGUGGUGAGCAGCCCACCCAGUGCAGGUAGUGGAGAAUACAGGGAGCCAGAACUGGAGAGCAAGAUAGCAGCCCUUGAAAAGGAAAAGGAACAACUUCAAAAGAAGCUUCAGGAAGCCUUAGCUUCCCGGAAGGUGAUUCUAAAAAAGGCACAAGAGAGAGAGAGACUUCUAAAGGAGGAGCUCAGGAAACAGAAAGACUCUUACAGUCUCCUUCAGGAGCAAUUUGAUGAGCAGAGUAAGGAAAAUGAGACCAUUGGGGACCAGCUAAGGCAACUCAAGAUUGAAGUGAGGGAGUCUAUGGACAGAAAGUUCCCAGGUACUGGCCAGCAAGAGCCUGGUCUUCCCACUGAAGGCUUAGAAGAGGUUUCACUUGAAGACGCGGACCAGCAGCCCGUCCAAGCUGCUGCAGAGUCUGACCUACACACAACUAAGCCUGCUCGCCCUGGAGAUGCAGGAGCUCUCCAGGCUACCGUUUCUGUUGCCCAGAUUAAGGCCCAGCUGAAAGAAAUGGAGGUUGAGAAAGAAGAGCUGGAAUUGAAAAUUAGUUCUACAACAAGUGAGCUGACCCAAAAAUCAGAAGAAGUAUUUCUGUUACAAGAGCAGAUAAGUAAACAGGGUUUAGAAAUCCAGAAUUUGAAGGCAGCCUCCCAUGAAGCCGAGGCCCACGCAGAAAGCCUGCAGCAGGAAUUGGAAAGCAGCCAACUCAAACUUGCUGGCCUGGAACAUCUGAGAACAUUACAGCCUGAACUAGAUGCACUGCAAAAGCACAUACAACAGAAGGAAGAAGAGGUCAGCUACCUGUCUGGACAGCUUAGUGAGAAAGAACAGGCCCUCACCAAAGUCCAGGCAGAGAUGAUGGAACAGGAACAUUUGAUCAGUGCCCUGCACACACAGCUGGAAAUGCAGGCUAAGGAGCAUGAGGAGAGGCUAAAGCAGUUCCAGGUGGAACUUUGUGAGCUGAAGCAGAAGUCAGAAGAGGGCGAGGAAGAAACUAAAGCAAAGCAGCAGAUACAGAGGAAACUGCAGGCGGCCCUCAUCUCCCGAAAGGAGGCGCUGAAAGAAAACAAGAAUCUGCAAGAGGAAUUGUCUUCAGCUAGAGAUGCUGUAGAACACCUGACCAAGUCUCUCGCAGAUAUGGAAAGCCAGGUUUCUGUUCAAAAUAGAGAGAAAGAUGCAUUCCUAGAAAAGUUAGCCCUUCUUCAGGAAGAAAGAGACAAACUCAUUGUAGAAAUGGACAAGUCUUUACUCGAAAACCAAAGCCUCGGUGGCUCUUGUGAAAGCCUGAAACUAGCUCUGGAGGGUAUUACCGAAGAAAAGGAAAAACUGAUGAAGGAACUUGAAUCUCUGAGAUGCUCUAAGGCUGAAGAGAGCACCGAGUGGCAAGAGAAGCACAGGGAGCUGCAGAAGGAACAUGAAGUUCUUCUGCAGUCCUACGAGAACGCAAGCAACGAAGUAGAAAGGAUCCAGCACGUGGUGGAAAGUGUGAGGCAAGAGAAGCAAGAAUUAUAUGGGAAGUUACGAAGCACAGAGACAGACAAAAGGGAGAUGGAAAAGCAGCUGCAGGAUGCGGAACAGGAAAUGGAAGAGAUGAAAGAAAAGAUGAGAAAGUUUGCCAAAUCUAAACAACAGAAGAUCCUCGAGCUGGAGGAAGAAAACGACCGGCUUAGAGCAGAGGCUCAGCCUCUAGGAGGAGCCAAGGAAAGCAUGGAUGCUCUUCUUUCUUCAAAUUCCAGCCUGAAGGAGGAACUAGAAAGGGUACAAUUAGAGUAUAAAACCCUUUCUAAGGAGUUUGAUGCUUUAAUGGCAGAGAAAAACAUUCUGAGUGAAGAGAUUCAAGAUCUGAAGCAUCGAGGAGAAGAGAGUGUACUGAAACAAGCUAGCCUAGAUGCCACUGAGAAAUUCGAUGAACAAAAGGAUGUCACUGAAGAAGAAACACAAGCUAUGGCAGGCAAAUUGCAAGAGCAAGAUACUCAGAGUGUGAGCGUUAAACUUGAAGAUUCGGAAGGUCUUUCAGCAAACAGUGCCAAGCCUGGCACUAGUGAGACUUUCAGCUCCCAUGAUGACAUCAAUAAUCACCUCCAGCAGCUUUACCAACUCAAGGGAAGAAUCGCUGAGUUGGAGAUGGAGAAACAGAGUGACAGGGAGCUUAGCCAGACACUAGAAAAUGAGAAAAAUGCCCUCCUGAGUCAAAUAUCGGCAAAGGAUGGCGAACUAAAACUACUUGAGGAAGAAGUCAUCAAGAUAAACACGUUAAACCAGCAAAUUCAAGAAGAACUUUCCCGAGUCACCAAGCUGAAAGAGAUGGCAGAAGAAGAAAAGGAUGAUUUAGAAGAAAGGUUAAUGAACCAACUGGCAGAACUUAAUGGAAGCAUUGGGAAUUAUUACCAGGAUGUUACGGAUGCCCAAAUAAAAAACGAGCAACUAGAAUCUGAGAUGCAGAACCUUAAAAAGUGCAUGAGUGACUUAGAAGAAGAAAAGCAGCAGUUGGUUAAGGAGAAAACCAAGGUGGAGUCAGAAAUACGGAAGGAGUAUUUAGAGAAGAUACAAGGUGCCCAGAAAGGACCUGGCAAUAAGAGCCAUGCAAAGGAGCUCCAGGAGCUGCUGAAAGAAAAGCAGCUCGAGGUAAAGCAGCUGCAGAGGGACUGCAUUAGGUACCAGGAGAGGAUCAGCACUUUGGAGAAGACGGUUAAGGCCUUAGAGUUUGUUCAGACUGAAUCCCAAAAAGAUCUGGAUGUGACCAAAGGAAAUCUGGCGCAAGCAGUUGAGCAUCGCAGAAAGGCACAAGAGGAACUAUCUAGCUUCAAGGUGCUGCUCGAUGACACGCAAAGCGAAGCUGCGAGAGUGCUAGCGGACAACCUCCGACUGAAAAAGGAGCUUCAGUCUAACAAAGAAGCCGUCAAAAGCCAGAUGAAGCAGAAAGAUGAAGAUCUGGUGCGAAGACUGGAGCAGGCGGAAGAAAAGCACAUGGACGAGAAGAAGAACAUGCGAGAGAAGCUGGACGCUUUGCACAGAGAGAAGGUCCGCAUGGAAGACACGCUUGCAGAGAUCCAGGUCACCCUGUCCCAGAAAGACAAAGCAAUGAAACAGCUGCAGGAGAGCCUGGACAGCACUGUGGCUCAGCUCGCAGCCUUUACUAAGAGCAUGUCAUCCCUCCAGGAUGACCGUGACAGGGUAAUCGAGGAAGCCAAGAAAUGGGAGCAGAAGUUUGGUGAUGCCAUUCAAACCAAGGAAGAAGAGAUCAGACUAAAAGAGGAGAAUUGCGUGGUUCUAAAGGAUCAGCUGCGACAAAUGACCACCCGUGCAGAAGAAUUGAAGAUCAAUAUCUCCAGACUUGAACAUGACAAGGAAAUCUGGUCGUCCAAGGCCCAGACAGAGCUCCAACAUCAACAGGAAGUUUGUGAUACCCUGCAGGGGGAAAACAAAGAGCUGAUGUCCCAGUUAGAAGAGACUCUGCAGCUGUACCACAAUUCUACAAAUGGAUUAGCUAAAUUGGAGUCAGAACUUAAGAGUCUCAAAGACCAGUCAACUGACUUAAAUGACUCUUUAGAAAAAUGUAAAGAAGAUAAGAAAAAUUUGGAAGGAAUUAUAAAACAGCAAGAAGCUGAUAUCCAGAAUUGUAAAUUCAAUUAUGAACAACUUGAGACUGAUCUAAAGGCCUCCAGAGAGCUGACCGGUCGGUUGCAGGAUGAAAUCAAUGUGAAGGAACAGAAGGUUAUAAGCCUGCUUUCUGGCAAGGAGGAGGCGAUCCAGGCAGCUAUUGCUGAACUGCAGCAGCAACACAAUAAAGAGAUCAAAAAACUAGAAAAUCUGUUGUCCCAGGAGGAAGAGGAGAAUGUCGCCUUAGAAGAAGAAAACAAGAAAGCUGUUGAGAAAACCAACCAGCUCAUGGAAACACUGGAAAACAUCAAGAAAGAGAACCUAGAGCAGAGGGCUCAGCUGGAUUCCUUUGUUAAGUCCAUGUCCUCGCUCCAGGAUGACCGAGACCGCAUCAUAAGUGACUACCAGCAGCUGGAAGAUCGACAUCUCUCUAUAAUCUUAGAAAAAGACCAACUCAUCCAAGAAGCUGCCGCUGAGAAUAACAAACUGAAGGAAGAAAUUCGAGGGCUGAGAAAUCAUAUGGAUGACCUCAAUUCCGAGAAUGCCAAGCUGGAUGCCGAACUGAUCCAGUACAGGCAAGACCUGAACGAAGUGAUAUCCAUAAAGGACUGUCAGCAAAAGCAACUGCUUGAGGCUCAGCGACAGCAAAAUAAGGAGCUGAAAAAUGAAUAUGAAAAACUAGAAGAGAAGCUGAAGGGGUUGGAAGAAGCAAGGCAAAGCCUACAACAGUCCUCAGAUGCCCUCCAAGGGGAGAAACGAGGCUUGUCUACAGAGAUUGAGAGCUUGAAGAGACAAGUGGCAGCCUUGCAGGAAGAAGGUACCCUAGGUGCCCAACUGAAAGCAAAAGAAGAAGAGGUUCAAAGGCUAAAUGUGGCGCUCUCCUCUUCCCAGAAGAGAACUGCAGACCUGGAAGAGGAGUUAAUUAGUGUUCAGAAGGAAGCUACCAGGAAGGUCAAUGAAAUCGAGGACGAACUGAAGAAGGAGCUGAAACAUCUCCAUCAUGAUGCAGGGAUAAUGCGAAAUGAAACAGAAACAGCAGAAGAGAGGGUGGCAGAGUUGGCCAGAGACCUGGUCGAGAUGGAACAGAAGCUACUCCUGGUAACCAAAGAGAAUAAAGAUCUUACCGCACAGAUCCAGUCUUUCGGAAGGUCAAUGAGCUCCUUGCAGGACAGCAGAGAUCAUGCCACUGAGGAGCUUGGUAACCUGAAGAAGAAGUACGAGGCCAGUCUGAAGGAGCUGGCCCAGCUGAAAGAGCACAAGGACGUAAGCAGAGAGAGUGACCUUCUUUCCCAAGCUGCCUUUCCCCUGACCACCGCUGAGGACAGCUUCUCCCGCCUUGAGAAAUUGAACCAGCAGCUCAUAUCCAAAGACAAACAAUUGCUUCACUUGUCUUCACAGCUAGAAGAUUCUCACAACAAAAUGCAGUCUUUUUCCAAAGCCAUGGCCAGUCUCCAGAGUGAGAGAGAUCACCUGUGGAGUGAGCUGCAGACACUCCGGAAGUCAGAGGAAGGAAAGCAGAGGGCUGCAGCCCCUGCACCUGCCUCUAGCCCUGUUGAAGUGCAGAGCUUGAAAAAAGCCAUGUCUUCGCUGCAGAACGACAGAGAUCGAUUACUGAAGGAACUGAAGACCCUGCAGCAGCAGUACUUACUGAGGAAUCAGGAGGUCACUGAGCUACGGCCACUGAAGGCUCAGCUCCAGGAGUAUCAAGAGCAGACAGAAAUGAUGGAGGAGGAACUUAGGCGGGAAAGCCUGGCCUGGCAGCAUGAGCUACAUCAGCUCAGAAUGGAAAAGAAUACCUGGGAACUUCAUGAGAAGAGGAUGAAGGAGCAGUACAUUAUGACCAUCGCAGAUAAAGAUGAGCAGCUCAGUCAUCUGCAGAGUCUCCUGAGGUCCUCCUCCCAAACCCAGAGUCUCCCUGCACAGUAUCAGAGACAGGCAUCCCCAGAAACUUCAGUCUCCAUCGAUGGCUCACAAAACCUUGUUUAUGAGACAGAACUUCUCAGGGCACAGCUCAAUGACAGCUUAAAGGAAAUUCACCAGAAGGAAUUAAGAAUUCAGCAGCUGAACAGCAAGUUCUCUCAGCUGCUGGAGGAGAAGAAUACCCUAUCCAUCCAGCUCAGCGAUGCCAGCCAGAGUCUCCGCGAGAACCAGCACCACUACAGUGACCUCUCCAAGCACUGCGCUGCCCUGGAGAAGCAGGUGCAGGAGCUGCAGGCGGGGCCACCAAAUGUAGAUGAUGUUCCAGGAGCACCCCAGGAAAUGAAUGGAAAGAGAAAGAGGGAUCCGGAGGCCACAGAGGAGCUACAGCCAAGAUUGUCUGAAGUCCAGCAGCAGCUCUGCAGCACAAAACAAGAAGUGAGCGAGUUAAAGAAGCUGCUAGAAGAAGAGCGAGACCAAAGAUUGGCCAUUGAGAACGCACUCUCCUUGGCCGAGGAGCAGAUCAGACGGCUGGAGCAGAGUGAAUGGGAUUCGGCCCGGACUCCUAUCAUUGGUGCCUGUGGCUCUCAAGAGACGUCAGUGUUGAUAGACAUCCCUGGCAGCAGCUGCCGAAGGACCCGGAGUGGCGCUGGAUGGAAGCGGGUUCUGCGUUCACUCUGCCAUUCCCGGACCCGAGUGCCACUGCUUGCAACCAUCUACUUCCUGAUGGUUCACGUCCUCCUCAUCCUGUGUUUCACAGGUCAUCUAUAAACUCCUCACUUGACCACAGCUCUCAGAACUUGUGAUUCCUUCAUCUCUAAUGUCAGAAUUGUAGUUUUUAGAACAGCCUUCCCACUUCCAACUCAUCCACAUCUCCUUGGAAAGUUCCCAUAACUACAGAGGUGGCUGUGAGGACAGGUUAGAAUGCAAGGCCUGGUGCAUCCUGUUUUCUGGAUGUCCCUCCAGAGGGGUCCUGACGCCACUCGGGAGCCGGAGCAUCACAGCUUCUAGCCUCGAGAACCCCUGAGCUACGGCACGCGGGUGUGACUUAUUCUGUCUUCAACGCCAUUGUCACCUGCCUCUGUGAACAGGGCUGAGGCAAUGGGAAGAGAAGACGAAACACCUGACCCAGACCUGAGAGCAGUGGUCACAAGUGACACCACUGUGCCUGUCCCCCCCUUUCUCAUUGUGGACACGAUGUCUCCCCUUCUGUGCUCAUCACCUGAAGAAGGGAGAGGACUGGUGGCUCACUGAUCAGCUCUAUGUUCUAUGGUGAUUACAUUUUAGUCACAACAUCCCAAGGACUUUCCUGAACUAUUGUAAAAUAAUAAAGUGUUAUUUUCGGAAUGAA